Messenger RNA from Pristis pectinata (smalltooth sawfish), 3585 nucleotides. It is a transcript of the gene cog7, whose product is annotated as component of oligomeric golgi complex 7. NCBI's taxonomy places the organism in Eukaryota, Metazoa, Chordata, Chondrichthyes, Rhinopristiformes, Pristidae. The coding region runs from base 503 to 2812 and encodes 769 amino acids. The transcript has 18 exons. The record is from RefSeq and is a predicted model, not a curated record. Gene Ontology annotation, biological process: retrograde vesicle-mediated transport, Golgi to endoplasmic reticulum; Golgi organization; intracellular protein transport. Gene Ontology annotation, cellular component: COG complex.
GAAACAUUGAUUUCUUGGUAUUGGUGCUGGGACGAGGCUGCCCCGUGGGACGCUGCGGGGAUGGUUCUCGACUUCAAACUGCCCCUUCCCUGGUUUGGUUGAGCCUGGCAGUUGACCAUGGCUGGAAUCAGAUUCUGGGAACAACCUGUAUUAUCACUAGUUAAAAUUUUGGGAUUUUGCUUUUGCAAAAAUUUACUACAGCAACUGCCCACAUCAAAACCGACAUUUUAAGAGCAUUUCACUGGCUUCAGUCCUUUUUGGGGAGUCGUUGGUACGAUUGCACCACUACCACGAUCCAAGACAUCUCUCACACUCAGGGACUUGCCCUCACCAAGAUGGCGGCGGAGAGAUCCCACCGGCUACUUUACGGCGUUUAUUUUUUUGCGACAGCGGCUCAGCCGGAUCUGGUUUCCGCUUGUGUGGCAGCAGCUUCCACGAACAGCGUUGAAUGAUUGGGACAUCCCUGAAUUAAAAUUGGUUUGAAUCCUUUAAUCCAUGUAAAAUGGACUUUUCAAAGUUCCUGGAUGACAACUUUGAUGUGAAGGACUGGGUGAAUGGGGCUUUCAAAACAGUUCAAAAGGAAGCCCCAGGGAAGGUCGACAGUCACGCUGCUACUCUGGUGAUGAAGUUGCAGUUGUUCAUUCAGGAGGUGAAUAAUGCAAUAGAAGAAACUAGCCAUCAGGCUUUGCAGAACAUGCCCAGAGCUCUCCGAGACAUGGAAGCUCUGAAACAGGAAGCUUCCUUCUUGAAGGAACAAAUGAUUCUUGUCAAGGAAGAUAUUCGAAAAUUUGAACAGGACACUGCACAAUCCAUGCAGGUUUUGAUUGAGAUUGAUGAAGUGAAGUCAAGAAUGCAGAUGGCCUCAGAGGCACUGCAGGAGGCAGACAAGUGGAGUACACUCAGUGCAGACAUUGAAGAAACACUGAAGUCACAGGACAUUGAGGCCAUCUCAGCCAAGUUGACCAGUAUGCAGAACAGUCUUGCGAUGCUCGUGGACACGCCUGACUACUCUGAGAAAUGCGUUCACCUAGAGGCACUGAAGAAUCGGCUCGAGGCCAUGGCUAGUCCACAGAUCGUAGCAGCAUUCAACUCCCAGUCUGUUGAUCAGGCCCGCCUUUUCGUCAAAGUGUUUCUGGCCGUGGAUCGAAUGCCUCAGCUCCUAACCUACUACUAUAAAUGUCACAAGGGCCAGUUGGUUUCCGUGUGGCAGGAACUUUGCCAGAGUGACCUCAGUCUGGAUCACCAGCUCAGGGAGUUCUAUGAUACCCUCUUGGCAACAUGGCACUCCCAAGUACAAUGGACCUGUCAGGUCUUCAGGAACCCUUAUGAGAUUGUUACGGUGCUGCAGAUCCAAACGCUGGGGGCCAUUGUUCCUUCAAUCCCUGUUUGCCUCAGCACAGCGAUAGAGAAGGCGAGCCAGGAGGACAAGCUGAGUGUGCUGCUGGAUCUCCAUGACAGCACCGCUCACUUUGCCAAGGGCCUGGAGGCAGCAAUGUUACUGCACCUGGGUGAGACCAACCUGGUGAAAGUUACAGAGCUAGUUGCAGCAAUCCACAGCCCUUAUGUGCCAUAUCAGCUGCAGUAUGGUGAUCUCGAGGGUUCAAACCUGCUCAUCCAGAUCAGUGCCAUCCCUCUGGAGCGUGGAGAACUGAUCGACUCAGUGCAGGAGCUCAACCAGUCAGUGAAUAAACUCUUCAGCCUGGCUGGAGGCGCAGUGGAUAGAUGCGUGAAACUAACUGAUGGGCUUGCAUUUUGCGGCUUGCUAAAAGCUCUCAAGGGUCUCUUCUCAAAGUAUGUGUCUGACUUUGCCAGCACUCUGCAGUCCAUCCGCAAGAAAUGUAAACUGGAGGAAGUUUCCAAUGGAUCCUUGUUCCAGGAAGACUGGACUGCUUUCCAGAACUCUAUCAGGAUUAUAGCGACCUGCGGUGAACUAUUGCGACAGUUUGGAGAUUUUGAACAGCAACUCUCCAACAGAAUACUAUCCACUGCAGGGAAAUAUUUAUCAGAAUCGUACAGUCCACGUAGUUUGACUGGCAUACAAGAAACAAGCUGCUCUGACAAAAAAUCCUCCACUAAGAAUCCUUGGCAAGAAUAUAAUUACUUACUGAAGGGAAAUCAGAGUGAAUAUGCCAGUCUAAUGGAAAUGCUUUAUACAUUGAAGGAAAAAGGAACAGGAAACUAUAACCUGCUGUCAGAGCCUCGAGCAGCUCUGGCUCGGCUCAACCAACAGGCACAUCAGCUCGCCUUUGACUCUGUGUUCCUCCGCAUCAAGCAGCAGCUCGCACAGGUGCCUAGGAUGGAGACCUGGAAUGCAGGGACAAUGGGAGAGACACUGACUGAGGAUCUUCCAACGUUCAGCCUUGCUCCCCUUGAAUACAUCAGCAAUAUUGGGCAGUAUAUCAUGUCCCUGCCUCUGCAUCUGGAGCCCUUUGUAACACAGGAGGAUACGGCACUUGAGCUGGCACUGCACUCUGGAAAGCUUCCGUACCCUCCAGAGCAAGGAGAUGAGGUACCAGAACUGGACAAUAUGGCUGAUUACUGGCUAGGCUCCAUUGCCAGGGCAACAAUGCAUACUUAUUGUGAAUCCAUUCUGCAGAUCUCAGAGCUUACCCCACACGCAACCAAGCAACUUGUCACAGACAUUGAUUACCUCAGCAAUGUAAUGGAUGCUCUUGGCCUGCAGCCAUCCCGAACUCUGCAGCAGAUCGCGACAGCCUUGAAAGCAAAGCCUGAGGAAUUCAGACAAGCAGCAAAGGGGCUCCCACGGAGAUUGACUGGUGCAAUCACAGCCAUGAGGAGCAUCCAGUACUGACCAACAGCUAUACUUCUGCAGAGAUGUUCUGGGAACACUAUUAACAAAUACAGUCUGCUUCAUUCUUAUUGAGGAAGACUAUCGGCACUGAGUAUCUGAUGUGGAUUCCACGCUCAAUCUCCAGACAAGUUAAAAGGGCCAGAAUUGGUAAUUAGAGUAUUGCAAGUCCCCUGAUAACUGGGUUAGGGAGGACAAAAUUAAACAGCACCAUAAUCACUAUCUAUAGACAACCCACUCAACCCAGUGUCAGAGGUAUAUUCGCCCUUGAAUGUUUGAGCUUGGAGGAUAGUAUCUGGAUCAGAGUGAUCCUGGAUAGCCUCUUCUGCUUACUUGACUGAAAAUGAACCAUAGGAGUGCCUUCAGAGGUGACCCAAAGAGUCAAAGUCUUCUAAAGUGAUGGUAAGGAAACUGGCAAGAAGAGAUUAAAUGUUAAGAAAAUAUGAGCGCAUUUCAAGUGUGCUAAUACACUUUCUCAGGUGGGACCUCAAAGUCCUCCUGACUAGAUUCACUUUACUCACGGUAAAUUACUUUGGGGAGAGGGAGUUCCAGUGGCCCUUCUCACAGCCCACCUCUACACUGGCUGAGCAACAAAAGGAGAGUGUACGACCUCACCAAAACUAUGCAGGGCAGAAAGACAAGCCUGUAUGAUACUAUAUUGAGGGCUAGUGGUAUAAUGAGACGUGAUCUGCAUGGACUGCAGUCAUUGGGUAAUGAAUCGGGAUUGGGGUAUUUAUAUCUUGUUGGCAUUAAGAAAUGGAAUAAAUCAUUUUUCU